ACGUCAUACUCACAAGUGGAAUGUGCACUUCCCACUCGCUGUAAAGUAAUAACUGUAAAAAUCAGCCAGAGGAAGCACUACAAAACACAGAUAUUGCAGCAAUGUUCUGCUCCCAGUUGUGAAGGAGAAUGAAGUAAGAGGCGGUCUCUGUUUACUGGGAGGAAACCUCUGCCAAGGAGCUACAAACUUCAACAAAAAAUGAUUAUCUUCCAACUCAGACAGGGAUUAUGAGCAGCCCCUCUUACAGUACCGGCAACAGAAGGAGACUUCAGAAAGAGAAUGCUCAGCUUCAGGCUCGCCUACAUUUUCUCGUAUAACCUGUUCCAGUUCUGUGGACACACAUGGAUACUGGCUAAUACCAUGGCCAGGUUUCUCACAUUUGGUCAAGAUGCCUUAGCAGACACAUUCUACUCUGUUGGCUUUGUGAUGAGUCUGUGCCAGCUGCUCUCCAUCCUGGAGCUUUUCCAUAUCGCAGAUGGGAUUGAGAAAGCCAGACUCUUGCCUCGCUUCGUCCAAGUUAUGGAGAAGAACCUCCUGCUGACCAUGGUCAUCAUGCUGGAGGAGAUCCAGAGUAAACCAGUGGUGUGUGCACAGUUCUUCUUGUGGAACAUUCUGGACCUCCUACGGUACCCACAUGAGCUGCUGUGUGUUAUGGAUACACCCUCCACCGCCAUGCUGUGGACUCGCUACACUCUCUGGAUCCCCUUAUACAUCCUGUCAGUGGCCACUGAAGGUGUCACCAUAUACCAGGCCCUGCCUUAUGUUGAGCCAACAGCACCAAACUCAUCCCCUUUGAAUUCAACAGUGCCAGCGCACGUUGGCCUCCCUGUCAUCCUGAUGCUCUAUCUGCCUGUUCUGGCUCUGGGGGCCUCUGUAACAGUCUGGCAACUGCUGAAGGAGAGACAGCACCACUUGGAGAAAUGGAACAAGAAGAUGAAAAAGAAAUGACACCUUCAGACUGAAUGUUUGGAUGGUUUAAGUCUUCUUUUAAAAGACAACAGGGACUGUUACUUUUUAAAUUCAGUGAGUUUGAUAUCAUAAAGAUGUGUGACCAUUAAAAUCUAUAUUUAAUAGAUGUUGAACUCAAGAGCCAAAAAAUCAAAUUCCACAUCCUUAAAUAUUUCCUGUAUUUGAUGAACUUUUAAUAGUCAUAUGUUGUUUUGACAGAGCACAUUCCUCAUGACGUCUUCAUAUGUGAUUGAAGUAGAGCAGGCGCUGCCGUUUCUGUUUAACAUCCUAAACGUACAGUUUGUCCAUGUUGCUGCAGUGAGUCUCAUACAUUCAGAGAUAUCUCUGCAUCCAGCAGGCAGACGCAGUCUCAGGGUGUUUAAGCUCCAGUUGUCUUUUUGUGAAGAACCUGUUUAUGUUGUCUGUCAUGGCUCCUCUGGGUUACCAUCCGUAUGCUCGGGUCCACACAGCUUUCUUCUUGAACUCAGCGGAGGACUUGAGGGCCAACAGGGCCGCUGAAACAACACCAUCACAUAAACCAUUCGGAACAAAUCCACUUUAUAAUCAAACAAGGAGGUUUCAUUUCUGCCAAGAAUGUUGUUUGCUCUUGUUAAUCUAUCUAACUAUAAAGCAAGCUGUGUGUGUGUGUUUGUGAUGUGUGGUGUGUGGUGUGUGUGUGUGUGUGUGUGUGUGUACUGCUGGGGUCGCAAUGACUUGCUUUGUGUCGAAUUUGGUGCAAUCUGGCCAGAUGGUGGCGCUAACGAACGUUACGUUGUGGCCUGUAACUUUUGAACCAUAAGUCUCAAAAACAAUUUUUCUCUGGAUUCCAGGGGUCAAGACAGAUCUAUCUAUUGAUUUGUGAUGUUCCAUUCAGUUUUGCUAUAGCUGGCCCUCAAAGUUUGCUCAACAACACCGCAAGCAGCAAUAACAGCAACAAAGCAGUCAGCAUGUUCUGAACGGACAAUAUCUCCAUUCACCGGAAUUGCUAAGUAACAGUAAAUCGAUUUGGUGCAAUUCGGACAGGUUCAAUAUCAAUAAACUGUGAAUACUGUGACUAAA
Messenger RNA from Perca fluviatilis (European perch), 2007 nucleotides. It is a transcript of the gene hacd4, whose product is annotated as 3-hydroxyacyl-CoA dehydratase 4. The transcript has 7 exons. Gene Ontology annotation, cellular component: endoplasmic reticulum membrane. Gene Ontology annotation, biological process: sphingolipid biosynthetic process; fatty acid elongation; very long-chain fatty acid biosynthetic process. Bases 280 to 948 code for a protein of 222 amino acids. Lineage: Eukaryota; Metazoa; Chordata; Actinopteri; Perciformes; Percidae. Gene Ontology annotation, molecular function: 3-hydroxyacyl-CoA dehydratase activity. The record is from RefSeq and is a predicted model, not a curated record.